This is a messenger RNA of Brassica rapa (field mustard), 709 nucleotides long. RefSeq names its product 50S ribosomal protein L6, chloroplastic. NCBI's taxonomy places the organism in Eukaryota, Viridiplantae, Streptophyta, Magnoliopsida, Brassicales, Brassicaceae. Gene Ontology annotation, biological process: translation. The record is from RefSeq and is a predicted model, not a curated record. Gene Ontology annotation, cellular component: ribosome. Gene Ontology annotation, molecular function: rRNA binding; structural constituent of ribosome.
AGAAGGCUACUCAAGGUCUCAACCACCCCAUUUGCUCAAGUGGGUGUCUCUGCUAAGACCACCAAGCGCAAAGAAUCAAGGAUAGGAAAGCAGCCAAUCGCUGUACCGUCCAAUGUUACCAUUUAAAUACAAGGUCAAGACUUAAAAGUGAAGGGUCCUUUGGGAGAACUCGCUUUAACUUACCCACCAGAAGUUGAGCUUAUUGAAGAAGACUCCGGUUUCUUGAGGGUCACAAAAACCGUGGAAACUAGAAGAGCCAAAGAAAUGCAUGGCCUUUUCAGGACGCUUACUGACAACAUGGUUGUGGGAGUAUCAAAGGGAUUUGAGAAAACACUUGAGCUCAAAGGUGUUGGUUAUCGUGCGAUGGUCCAAGGAAAAGAAUUGGUGUUGAAUCUUGGGUUUUCUCACCCGGUUAAGAUUGAGAUACCAGAUAGUCUCAAAGUGAAAGUGGAUAAGAAGAUUAUACUUUUUGGUAAAGGUGAAAAAGUUAAGAUAACGAUAGUCAUAGUGAGUGGAUAUGACAAGUGUGAGAUUGGGCAGUUUGCUGCUACGGUAAGGAAAUGGAGGCCAGCAGAGCCAUACAAGCGUAUUGGAGUGUGCUAUUCUGAUGAGAUUGUUCAUAGGAAGAAAGGAAAAGAUAGAAAACAGAAGUGAUCUUUGAUAUUGUUAGCUACUUAUCUAUAUGUAUGUUUCUUUAUCUCAAUGCUGA